Molecule: messenger RNA, 1734 nt
Organism: Brenthis ino (lesser marbled fritillary)
Lineage: Eukaryota; Metazoa; Arthropoda; Insecta; Lepidoptera; Nymphalidae
Source: the annotation of a GenBank genome assembly
AUGAUUGGAGCGUUAAUUCUAGUCAUAGCCUUAUUCGCACCUACCCAUGAACAAAGUACGCCAUUAUCGCCAUGCCCCAACGUGUUUAUGUACGAGCCCGCGGGCAACGAGCCAGGGCGGUGGUACGGGGUUGUCAACCUAUCAACAGAUAGCACUUUACAUUCGUUAUGGCUGAACAUAGUGUUAGACAGCAAGGCAGAUAUCUUAGGGAACUGGGUUGGUGAUGUCACUACUACUAAUAAUAUUGACUUUAAAGUAGAAAACACAAAAAUGAAAAUCCAUCCAGGGCCGGCAGUGGCUGUACGAUUUUUCGUUCAAUAUAACCCAUUAAAUAAAGUCCCACGUGUUCAAGAAAUCAGACUGAAUGGAAGAGAAAUUUGCAAUGCGAAAUUACCGCAACCAGCAGCUGAUGUUGACAAUAUUAGACCAGAUCCAACAUCAAUCAAACCUAGACCAGAUACAAAACCUAUAAGACGCCCAGACCAAACGUCCGGAUCUAUCGACAGACCUAUCGAUAGACCUACAGAUAUCAGGCCUGUCGAAACCAGACCAGAUACUAGACCUGGGCAAUACAAACCAUCCAUUAAACCAGAAGACAGGCCUGAAACAAAACCAGUAUUUGGUAGACCAGCAGGUGAUGGACCUGUGUAUGUACCAAAUUCUAAUCCAUCAAAUCAACAAACCAAUGUUAAUCCUUAUAGCAUUGGUGGUGGCACUGUCCCAGAUCAGAGCGUAACAGAGCGAAGACCCUAUCAGGUGACUGCGACGCCUUAUCGACCCACUCAGUCUGAUGAUGAUACAGAUGAUAGUAAAGUGGAUCCAGCAGAUUACUUCAAUGGUGGGGUGCUCUUAGUGACUCCAGACACAGCUGUUGGCGCCACAGGAGGCAAGCAGAAAAAUGACCAAUGUGGAAAAGUACUAAUAAACAACCCAAAUCCUCUGGUAGUUUUGGGCAAGCCGACUUAUGAGGGACAGUGGCCAUGGCAAAUAGCUUUAUAUCAAACACAGUCAGUAGACAGCAAGUACAUAUGCGGCGGCACGCUUGUGACGCACAAACAUGUAAUCACCGCCGCUCACUGCGUUACACGCAAGGGGUCCACAAAAACCGUAAACAAAAACACCCUCACUAUUUAUCUGGGGAAACAUAACCUGAGGACUUCUGUAGAGGGAGUGGAAAUUCGACUGGUAGCAGAAAUAAUUGUCCACCCUCUAUACAACGCCACUUCCUACAGCCGAGAUGCCAGUAUCUUGACGAUGAGGCAACCUGUAGAUUACACUGAUCAUGUCCGACCUGCCUGUCUGUGGCCUGAGAACCAAAUUGACUUAACCAACGUAAUCGGAAAAAGGGGUUCGGUGGUAGGUUGGGGCUUUGACGAGACAGGAGUGCCGAAUGAAGAACUUGCUUUAGUAGAAAUGCCGGUAGUCGACACUGAAACAUGCAUCAGAUCUUUCAGCGAAUUUUUCGUCAGAUUUACUUCGGAGUACACAUAUUGCGCCGGAUACCGAGACGAUCCGAACAACGCACGAACCGGCGUUAGGAAAAGUACAUCCGUGUGUAAUGGUGACAGCGGAGGCGGCAUGGUGUUUGAUAUGGGAAACACAUGGUACUUACGAGGUCUCGUCUCCCUCUCGGUUGCGAGACAGAAUGAAUACAGAUGUGACCCCACUCACUAUGUCGUGUUUACUGAUCUCGCAAAAUUCUUGCCUUGGAUCAAACAAAAUAUCAAUAACUUU